AUGUAUCAACAACAACAGGCCUUGUCCAAAGUCAUUGAGCUGGCUAAAAACCCAAAGGUUCAAGUCGCUGCUGGAGUCCUCCUUGUCCUCAAGUCGCUGGGGUACUUGAAUGCCUGGUAUACGAAGAGGAAGGUCAACAAUCAUGUUAGCGACCCUUCAUGGGAUUGGGGCCGCGAAAUUGUGGUUGUUACUGGAGGAAGCAAUGGAAUUGGGGCAGCGAUAGUUUCCCGGUUUGCUGAAAGUGGCGUCAAGGUCUUGAUACUGGAUCGGAACCCUCCUGCUACCAAGUUGGCCACAAAUACAUACUUCUACAAGAUCGACCUUUCGGAUUCGGAAGCCAUAUCAUCGGUUGCGGAUCAAAUCAGAGAAGACCACGGCAACCCGACCGUUCUGAUCAACAAUGCCGGAUUUGCAGAAUUAAAAGCUAUACUAGACUUGCCGGACUCUUACUUCAAGAAUAUCUUUGACGUAAACCUCCUCGCUCCCUACCUCCUCACCAAGCAGUUCCUCCCCAGCAUGAUCAAGCGGGAUCACGGUCACAUUGUCAAUAUUGCUAGCCAAGCAUCUUUCGCUACGCAAGCAACGAAUGUGGCCUAUGGCUCCACCAAGGUCGGCCUACUGGCUUUCCACGAAGGCCUUGGCCAGGAGCUGAGAUAUAUCUACAAGGCCCCUCGCGUUCGCACUAGUGUUGUGCAUCCCUCAUGGAUCAGGACGGCUAUGACAGCAGAGAUGGAAGCAAACGGAAAGCUGAAGGACACAGUCACGCCAGCUGAAGUUGUGGCUGAUAGAAUUUGCGACCAGGUCUAUUCUGGCUAUGGUGCACAGAUCCUUGUGCCAUCUAACUUGUGGUGGACUUCCCUAAUCCGAGGACUGCCAGGAUGGCUUCAAGAGUCUUUGCGUAAUCAAGUUUCCCUCAUCUUGAUGACUGCCAUGGGCACUGGGCCUAAGUAA
Fusarium fujikuroi IMI 58289 is the source of this 951-nucleotide messenger RNA. Its product is annotated as related to a retinal short-chain dehydrogenase/reductase. The transcript is spliced from 3 exons. Gene Ontology annotation, molecular function: oxidoreductase activity, acting on the CH-OH group of donors, NAD or NADP as acceptor. NCBI's taxonomy places the organism in Eukaryota, Fungi, Ascomycota, Sordariomycetes, Hypocreales, Nectriaceae. Bases 1 to 951 code for a protein of 316 amino acids. The record is from RefSeq and is a predicted model, not a curated record.